Mercurialis annua (annual mercury) is the source of this 1035-nucleotide messenger RNA. Its product is annotated as thioredoxin domain-containing protein PLP3B-like. Gene Ontology annotation, cellular component: cytoplasm. The coding region runs from base 167 to 850 and encodes 227 amino acids. The transcript has 9 exons. NCBI's taxonomy places the organism in Eukaryota, Viridiplantae, Streptophyta, Magnoliopsida, Malpighiales, Euphorbiaceae. The record is from RefSeq and is a predicted model, not a curated record.
AUAUAGAUCUGAAAAAAGAAAUCAAAAUCCCCAACUUUUCUCAAUUCCAUUUCCCGCUACCCUCGUUCUGUCGACGCUAGCACCACUUCCGACGACGCCAUUUCUGCCCACGGCACCACUGCCGACGCCAAUACUGUUGUCGACGCCGAGGUAAAAGAAAAAUAAAAUGGAUACCGACAAAGUAAAAACUUCCUUUUCUAAUAUAGCUUUUGGCAAUGUAAUGGCAGCCGCUGCUCGCGAUUACGAGAAGGAAUUGCUUGCUCAAGAGAAGAAACAAGCUUCGAGUUCUAUCAAUGAAGAGGUUGACCUUGAUGAGUUGAUGGAUGAUCCUGAGCUCGAAAAACUGCAUGCUGACAGGAUUGCAGCACUCAAGAAAGAAGUUGAAAAGCGAGAAGCGCUGAAGAAGCAAGGGCAUGGAGAAUACAGGGAGGUAACGGAAGGGGAUUUCCUGGGUGAAGUCACUGGCAGUGAGCAUGUUAUUUGCCAUUUCUUCCAUAAGGAGUUCUAUCGAUGCAAAAUAAUGGAUAAGCAUAUGAAGGCUCUUUCACUAAGACAUCUCGAUACCAAGUUCAUCAAGUUGGAUGCUGAGAACGCACCCUUCUUCAUUAGUAAGCUUGGCGUCAAAACGUUGCCUUGUGUCAUAUUGUUCAGGAAAGGGAUUGCAUUUGAUCGCCUUGUUGGGUUUCAAGAUUUGGGAGCAAAAGAUGAUUUUGCCACAAAAACUCUUGAGAAUCUUCUGAUAAAGAAAGGUAUAAUUAGCGAGAAGAAAGAUAUUGAAGAGAAUGAUUAUGAUGAACAUAAGCGCAGGAGUGUUAGAGCUUCUGUGAAUGUGGACUCGGAUUCUGAGUGAAAAAAACUGUAAAAGAAGCUUCAGAUUUAAGCGUGGAUUGUGUUUCUUUCAAACAUGUUAUAUGAUGAUCUUUCCCGCCACUUUUUGUUUUGUGAACUCAAAUCCUAUGGUAGCUCAAAAGACAUUGUAGUCACCUCUCUUCUUGGUGGAAAAUCUGCAAAUAUAAAUUUCAAUGUGUUGCUCAA